Messenger RNA from Paramuricea clavata, 3173 nucleotides. Lineage: Eukaryota; Metazoa; Cnidaria; Anthozoa; Malacalcyonacea; Plexauridae. The record is from the annotation of a GenBank genome assembly.
GAAAUCACGAAGUUCUAACUGCCAGUGGUUAAUGCAAACAUGGCUGUGCUUUUGGUUGUAACAAACUGUGGUGAAAUCUCCAGCAUAAAACAUAAGACUGGCUGGUAUCUCCCUGAGGUCGCUCAUCCUUAUAAGGUCUUUAAAGAUGCUGGUAUUUCGAUGACAAUUGUCAGUCCUCUUGGCGGCAAAGCGCCUUUGGUAAGUGACUAUAAAGUGCACUUGAUGAACUUGUAAAUUUGUUUGACAAUUUAGAAAUACUAGUCCACUAGAUUUCACGAAAUGUCCUAGUGAGGUCAGAAGUGCAAGACGUAUGGUACUGUUCGGUAGAGCUAUUGUCCUCUCCCCUAGCUCAUGAUGAUACCUCAGAAGGAAAGAUAAAUUCUCUGUGUAGGAAAGAAGUUGUUUACAUAGCACAAUAGUAUAGUGAACUUGUUUUAUAAGUAACGCAAUUAUAUUAUUAAUAUUAUCAGCAUAUAUGCAUGUUCACUCAGUUGAAAUACUAAUUCCAGUCGGUGAUAUAUAACACUAUCUAUUUGAUUGCGACAUUCCAGCAUUUGCACACUUGAUAAACGCGGUUUGGAAUCAUCACAAAUCAUUUACUCGAGUACAUUUCAUCCUAUCAUAUUACUGAGUCAAUAAUAUCACAACCUCACAAACGUAUAUAGUAUAUGACUGCUAUAAUUACACAAUUCAAAAGCAAACUGCAUCACCAAGAUUGAUAUUGCCGCUUAACGAAAAAAGCAUGUAUACAAUACACUUUCAAUUCUCUAUAUUCUGGAACGUUCCCAAAUAUCUUACUGCUGACAUAGUUAAUAUACUUUAUUAUAUGGCAAGCAUCACUUCUGGUGAAAUGGCGGACUGUGAUUGGCUGAGAAGCACUUUCAGCGGUCCAUUACUUUCCCGUAAUGGCCGGCGCAUUAGAGAGUUUUAGCUUGACGUUUACGGCAAACGUCAAACCGCUAACGAAGUUUUGGAUUUUACAAAUCUAUUAUAACAGCUUUUACACCAGUUUUGAAAUAUAAACAAUUAUUAAACUUGUGCUCUUUAGCAAUGAUUUAAAAGAAAGCAAAUUAACUACUAGUCACGUAUUCGCGAAAGCAGUAAAUUAUGAUUUGGCGUUUGAAGUUUACGUUUGGCGUAUAAAUUUCAUGCUUUAACGACUAUACAAGCCCUCAUAGCAGUGUCUAGUGGUUAAUUUGCUUUCUUUUAAAUCAUUGCUAAAGAGCACAAGUUUAAUAAUUGUUUAUAUUUCAAAACUGGUGUAAAAGCUGUUAUAAUAGACUUGUAAAAUCAAAAACUUCGUUAGCGGUUUGACGUUUGCCGUAAACGUCAAGCUAAAACUCUCUAUUACGUAAAAACAUACGCAUGCAUUUUAAAACAAAACAGCAAAACUAAUUGAAAAUUUGAAGAUUAUAAUUGAAUUUGUUAUUAAUUAAUAAGAUAUAUGCGAAUGGUUUUUAGUGGACAAGAAAGAAACAUUGGUAUUUUUGUUUUCUUCGACCAAAUAUGUACCACGCUACUAAUAUGCAUUUGAAAUCAUGCAUUUCUUGUUUGUUUCAAGUAUAAAUGCAUAUAAAUGCCAUAUAAUAAACUUUUUAUUAACCUCGCUUGCUCGGUAUGUUCAGAGAAAUAUCGGACCUCGGUCUUUCUGUACAAACCUCGCCCUACGGGCUUGGUCUGUACAAAAAAGACCUCGGUCCGAUAUUUUUCUGUACAGACCUCGCGUUCGGUUUAUAAGAAUUUAGUAAUGUUAAUUCUUAUCGUCUAUUUAAAGAGAUAUAUGAGAAAUAACACAAGCCUUGCUUCCUUGUCCUUUUUGUCACAUGUCUGUCUUUCCGUAUAUGGUCAUGUCCAUUUAUGGUGAUAUCCUCAAUAUUACACAUACCACUCUCAUGUACCGAAUACAACACUUAUUUAGCCUGAGCUCUGAGCCUCUGGUCAUAGAUCUUAUAGGCACCAUGUAUCAGUUUUGAAAAUUUUCUUUACAUCGCAAUCGAGUUCGAAUCGCUUCAACAUAACUCGGGUAUUCAACUAAACAUACCUCCUCUUUUCUAUACGAUUACAAGGAUCCGGGAAGUGUAGAAGCUUCAAAAGGAGACCCAAUAUGUACAACAUUACACGCUGAUCAACAAUGGAUGGAAUUAUUUAAUCAAACGUCCGCAAUUACCGAUAUUGAUGUAACUAAGUACAAGGUGAUAUUCUUCGCUGGAGGCCAUGGACCAAUGUUUGAUUUGCCAGACUGUGAUGCGAUGAACAAUGCCGCAGCAAAGAUAUUUGAGAAUGGUGGUAUUGUUGCAGCUGUAUGUCAUGGUGUUGUAGGUACGCUUAUCAUAUUAUGUGUUUAGUACUGUUGAGAAGGAGCGAACAUGUUACAGUAGCUAUGUUGGUUUGUACAAGAAGGUAUCAUGCAUUCAUCUCACAAAUAGAUGAAAUAGAAUACACCUUUCCGGAAAGUACGUCAUCUUGGCUAUAGGGUCCCGUUUUCGUGAAUGAAAUGUUGGUCUGCAGGACUUCAACUUAUGUCACACACACACGAAGACGAGGCUGUGUAGUCAAAUUGAUGCACUUUCUGGAAGGCAGCUGGCAUGUAGUGUCUCUGAAAAUGUCCUCUCUCUGUAUGUAAACACCUUUGGUAUAGUUUGUAUCAUAUUAAUUUCCAACAUUCCGUUUCUAAAAUUCAUAUAACUAUAUAUAUAGUAUAUGUAGUUAUGGUUUGGUAUCAUUGAAGCAUUUUGAAGCAUUUCGCAUCUGUUAUAUAUGAAGAGAAGAUAAAAUGAGUACUUUCCUAUGUAGGCUUGGUAAACGUGAAACUGCCAAACGGAGAAUGGUUGGUAAAAGGUCACAAAGUAACGAGUUUUACAAAUGAAGAAGAAGAUCUCGUGAAGCUUAGUGAAGCCAUGCCAUUCAUGCUUGAGACAGCAUUGGUACAGCAUGGAGCUCAGUUCGACGCAGCCCCACCAUUCCAAGAGAAAGUGCAUGUGUCAGGUCGUAUUAUAACGGGCCAGAAUCCAGCGUCAGCUACACCACUAGCACAACGUGUUUUUGAGAAAAUGAAGGAACUCAAGUUCUGUUAAACUGUUUUAUCACUAAAGUAUAGAGUAACAAUUUCUCAAAGCAACAAAUACAAGCUUAUCUUGUUUGGUCUAAUUUCUUCUUCUCAUGCCUAAUUUCCC